AAUCAGUUACACAUAUGAGUAUGUGGUUGUAAGGUGAGAAUAUGCUGAAUUUAAUUACAAAUAAUUUCUUGUACCGUAUUUUCCAGAAUAUAAGUCGCGCUUUUUUUCAUCCUUUGGCUGGGUUUGCGACUUAUUUUCACACUGACAGCCACUAGAGGGCACUCUAGGCGCGGUUACCAGUAUCUGCUACUCCUGUACCACGGAAAAUACAGUGCUUCAACAGCACAGCAUUGUUUGAGUGCCCAGGACAUUUUCUAUAUAAAGAAAUUAUAUAAAGAAAUCAGAUGAAUCGCAGGAAGGGUAGUUAUGACUGAUUGGGCUGCGACCCAUACGUGUGUUCGAAUGAGUGAUCACUCGUUUGUGGGCUAGAGAGAGACCGAGUGCAGCCGUAGAAUGGGCUGACUGACUAAGAUUAGAAAUGAUUUCUUGUGGUCAAAUCACUGAGACUGUGGCAGCACACAGGGGAAAGACAUUUACAGUACAUAUCCAGGUUCUUUAGAAGGCCAACACUCACAACAACGCCUUUCCACUCUCACCAAAGACCCAUAAAUGACACAAUAGCUCACCUCACAGGUAAUAAAUACACGUGUUUCUGACCCCAGCACAUAGCCCACUGAUAGGUUAACAUGGCCUUCUGUUACUCCUGUUAUCUACAUGAACUCUUUUUCUUACAGAGAUAAGAAACAUUUCAUGUAACCCACAGAGAUAUCUGUGAUUUCUCAUACAAUCUUUAACAAUACCCACCUCUAUUACAUAGCUGUAAUCCAAUCAAUGUGUAAUUCUAUUAUGUAAUCUGAACCGGUUCUCCCAAUAAUGAAUACCAAUGUUGAGCUAAUCUGUAAUCCUAAUCUUUCUCACUAACCUGUAAUCCUGUAACACUUUCCUCCCUCAGACACAGACAUAUUUUAUUUAAUGACAUUUAUAAACACUGUGUUACUUUCAUUUCCUAGCCUGGAAAUUCAGUAUAUCUAUGUCUGUUAAAUAACCCUAAUGCGACAUUGUACUUAAAAUACUAAACUACUCAAUGUUAUCGUAAUAUCCAUAGUAUUAUGAUACAAUAUAUACAUUUCAUUGCAAGGGUUUUAAUAUUUAAAAUAUUAUUCUGCUCAAAUCCAUACAUUUUUACUGCUAAUGUUAUUAACUACAGUUUUACUAUUAUUAUUAUUAUCAAAUUUAAUCGUUACAUAAGCAUAAUGUGACGUUCGUCAAUCGAACUGUAAUUGUAAUGGCAAAACCGUGUUGCAAUUAUAAUCCAUGACCAUGGGGUGGUGCUGUUUGACCAUAUUUGAUCAGCUUUUCACCGUGUCGCUGUGUGUCAGACACAGUUGUCUCUGACAGCAGCAGCUGUUCACGUGCACACUCUUAGACACGUGCUGUUAAAAGCUUUAGCAGUGGGAGAAGGAAAAGAGACGCUGGUCCCAAAAAUAUGUCUCCUCUGCAGCUCUCCGUUUACCUUCGUGUCUCCCUCGCCUUCUUCUUCAACUCCUUUCUGUUUUUCCUCGACAUAUUUACGGCGGCCACAUGUCGACGUUACAGGAACGCAGAGAAACGGAACCAAUCAGCAAUCAGUGAAAUGUCGGAGGCUGCGGAUGAUUGGAGGACAGGAGACCACAAAGCAGACUCAGCAUGUAUGUGCUCAGACCUCCUGUCAUAUGGUCUCCUGAUCUUUAUGUUUGGUGGGCUGAUCGGAUCUCUGGUGGGCGGAGCUUUAUCUGACUAUUUUGGCAGAUGUCCUCUGCUGCUGGCGUGUUUAUACGUGCAUGCCUUGUGCGCACUAGUCCCCGCCUUCCUUGCUCAGCCAAUCAUCUUCCUGUGUGUCCGCUGUCUGACAGGAGUCUGCUGCUGCUGCAUCAACAUCUCUGGAUUCAGUCUGGCAGUGGAGUGGACUCUGCCUUCUUUCCGCCCCUGGCCUAUGGCAUUACUGCCAUUCUUCUUCAGUGUGGGAAUGAUGGCCGUAGCCUCACUGGCGUGGCUCAGUUCCACAUGGAGAUUCUUCCACCUGUCACUGGCUCUACCACAGAUCCUCUGUCUGCCACUCUUCCUCUCCACCCCUGAGUCUCCCCACUGGCUGAAACUGAAGAAAAGAGUGGACGAUCUGGAACGUUACCGAUCGAACAGUCUUAAAGACAAACAUUGUCUCGACCAGUUGUUGUCAAGUUCCACCCUGCAGGAUUCUCAUUCCGAGGAGGCUCCCAGAAACCCUGCCCUCAGUGACAUCAAUCAGCUUCGACAUCCAACUAUGCUGAAGCGACUGCUGAUAAUGAGCUUCCUGAGUGCAGCAUCAGCUUUUACCUACUUUGGCAUCUGUAUGAACAUUGGCUCGUUUGGUGUGGGCGUGUACUACGCCCAGUUCUUCUCCGGCCUAUCAGAAGUUCCGUGUCUGCUGGUGCCUCUGCUGCGUUUGGGCCGACGAUCAUUCAGCUCCCUGGCUCUGUUCCUGAGUGGCUCUGCCUGCUUCUUGUCCUUACUGCUUUCCAGAUGCGACAGUGAUCCAGUGCUGGUGAUAAGUUUGGCUCUGCUGGGUAAACUCUGCAUCCUAGUAGUCAUCUUAAUCACCACGCUCUACAGCAUCGAGCUCUUUCCCACCACCGUCAGACAGCGUUGCCUCUCUCUAGUCAACCUGUCCUUCCGACUGUCCUGCCUGGUCAACACUUUGUUCCCACUCAACUCAGACGGAGCCGUUUCAUUGGCUGCCAUGCUAGUGUACAGCGGUGGACCGAUCAUAGGUUGUGGCCUGGUUCAGCUGCUGCCGGAGACCAGUGAGGUUUCACUUCCAGAAUCACUGGAAGACUGUGAGAGGCAGACUGGAAUGAAGAAAUCCUCUGGAGGACAGAAACCGAAACAAACCUGUAUGAUAAAAAAUUUAAAUUGAUUUUUAAGAUUAGAAAAAAAUAGUUUAAUGUAAUAUUGUGUUUUUUAUAGACUAGAGGUACAGUAUUUUUCAUCAAGCUGAUAAAAAAAGAAUAAAAAAAAUAACUUUCUAAGGAACAGUAUGUGGGAUUCAGUGACCCCUGGUGGUACAGUCAGGUAAUCCAUAAAUGGUUGGCUUAAGGGAAAAAAAAACACAUUUAUGGCUAGAUUUUUGUCAACUUUAGCUCAGUGUUUUGACAAAAUUUUCCAUUUUGGUAUAUUUUUAAUGCUGACUUUUCCAUAUCUAAUGAACAGACAGGACACAGACUCCUGUUGUCCAAGAAAAUAUUUUAUAAUGAGAGAAAAAUGGAAUUACUCAUGUCUACUAAAACAGCCAUCAUCACUGGAUGUAUUUUAACUUGAAUUCAUAUGAAUAGAAGAACAAAUAGUGAGUGAGAAUAAAUAGAUACCAGACAAAACAUUUAUGGAAAACACAGAUGAUAAUAAGGUUCAGGGAGAACCGCCACAUCUUUAGGAGAGUGGAAAUCUUGGCAACAAGAACUGUUAGAUUUCUUCCUGCAUCUAUUUUUCUAAAGACCUGAUAAAUGUAAUGGUGCACCAUACAAAACCUGAUGCUCUGCAAAAAGGAACGGACAUCUGGCCCUGAAAAACAAUGAAAUAAAGAAGUUAAUGGAGAUUGAUUUGGUCAUGUCAUAUGACAGAUACACAAGAUUAAGACUGUACUGCUCAUCAGAUCAAGGGCUUUGUCUCAGUUCGAUGGCAGAUGCCAUGCCACUAAACAGAUUUCAGCAGAUUAUCAGAUACAUUAAUUUUGUUGAUAAUUAUGAUAAUGCUGAGAAGCUAAAAUCAAACCUGUGUUGGAUCCACCUAAGAAAACCUUCCAGUGAUCCUGGAGAGUUUCAAAUGGUUGAUGAAUACAUCAUUCCAUUUAAGGGGCACCUGUCUCUCAAGCAAUACAUCUGAAGGUGUCUGAAGGUGAGAGGAGGCAGCCCUGGAUACAUGGACAGAUCUGAUGUGUGUCAGGGUUUCACUGGUCGUAGUGAGAUUAUGGCAUGAUGGCUGCAGACGUCGUCACGCACCUCUGUAAUGACAUACAGCAAAAAAAAGGUUUUUUUAUAUACUUUUUUCUGCACAAUUUCACUCAUCCCUGCAUUGCAACAUAGUUUUCACCUAUUUCUAUGAUCAGGUUCAUGUUCAUUAAAUGUCCCUUACAACAGUAAAAACAAAAGUGCAGUUUAUGCAUAUUUUCCACCAAGAGGACAUGUUACCUACUUCUUCAAAAUUAAAGUGAAAUAUUUUUUUGAUGCCUUAAGAGUUAUAAAAACAGCUUCAGUACAUCAUAGCAGCUUAUGGAGAAAAAAAACAUUCAGCUGACAGACUAUGACUACCUCAUCCAGAAGAUGCAAUCUUUUUUUUAAUGUAAAUCCUUUUUUUCAAAAGGCCUUUGUAUACUUCUUGCACACGUUAAUUAAAGUCUUGACAUUAA
Messenger RNA from Cynoglossus semilaevis (tongue sole), 4357 nucleotides. Its product is annotated as solute carrier family 22 member 13. The record is from RefSeq and is a predicted model, not a curated record. Gene Ontology annotation, molecular function: transmembrane transporter activity. The transcript is spliced from 9 exons. Gene Ontology annotation, biological process: transmembrane transport. Lineage: Eukaryota; Metazoa; Chordata; Actinopteri; Pleuronectiformes; Cynoglossidae. The coding region runs from base 1427 to 2872 and encodes 481 amino acids.